Molecule: messenger RNA, 2252 nt
Organism: Glycine soja
Lineage: Eukaryota; Viridiplantae; Streptophyta; Magnoliopsida; Fabales; Fabaceae
Product: O-fucosyltransferase 29-like
Exons: 9
Coding region: 285-1931 (548 amino acids)
Source: RefSeq, a predicted model, not a curated record
UUCCUUUCACCUGCUUUCAUCCUUGUAAGUUGUAUCUCUCGCGUAAUUUCAUUAACUAAUAAAACCACUUCACGACAUUAUUAUUUCUCACGUACCCUCUUUCCCAACAAUAACCGAAUCUAAGUGUAAACUGUACACCACAAACAAAAGAGAGUCUCUGUCUCUUUCAUUCACAUUUCCCAGUUCUGAAAAACCCUAUAUCAGUGUUCCUCAUUCUCUCUCUCGCCGGAAAACCGCCUCGGGAUGAGGAACCGCGGUGGUUGGUUUGGGUGACGUGGAUCGAAAUGGGUGUGUGGAAGGCUCGGUUGCUGUCGACCAACCUGCCUCUGUUGCACCCCAACGCCAAACACAGUUGUUGGAGAUCCACGGCGCCUCCGCCGCUGCCGCCACCAAAGUCCGUUUCUUGGUCGGUGAUUUGCGGUGUAAUGCUAUUUGGGCUGGGCCUCAUCUCCCUCUUAACGGGCCACGUGGCAUCUCAUCUCGAAUGGUACUCUCACCGACUCCGCCACCACGCUCUCUACUCCACACUGGAUGAAAGUGAACACGCGCCGAUUGAUAUCUGGGAAUCACAGUUUUCGAAAUACUACUAUGGAUGCAAAGAGAGAGGGCGACAUUUUGGUCCUGCUGUACGCGAGCGCAAGUCUAAAGGCUACUUGCUAAUUGCAACUAGUGGAGGACUGAACCAACAAAGAACUGGGAUAACAGAUGCAGUUGUUGUUGCAAGAAUUCUUAAUGCUACAUUAGUUGUACCUGAGUUGGAUCAUCAAUCUUUUUGGAAAGAUGACAGUGACUUUGCCAAUAUUUUCGAUGUGAAUUGGUUCAUUACAUAUCUCGCAAAAGAUAUUACUAUUGUUAAAAGAGUUCCUGAUAAGAUCAUGCGGUCAAUGGAGAAACCCCCUUAUACAAUGCGUGUACCGAGGAAAUCAGAACCUGAAUAUUAUCUUGAUCAAGUUUUGCCGAUACUCUCGAGAAGACGGGUUCUGCAGUUGACAAAAUUUGACUAUAGACUUGCAAAUAAUCUUGAUGAUGAGCUGCAAAAAUUACGUUGCCGUGUUAAUUAUCAUGCCUUGAGAUUUACUAAACCUAUACGAGAACUUGGUCAAAGACUUGUAAUGAGAAUGCAAAAGAUGGCAAGCCGUUAUAUAGCAGUCCAUUUGAGGUUCGAGCCAGAUAUGCUGGCAUUUUCAGGUUGUUAUUUUGGUGGUGGUGAAAAAGAAAGACGCGAGCUAGGUGAAAUCAGGAAAAGGUGGACAACACUGCCUGAUUUGAGCCCUGAUGGAGAGCAGAAGCGUGGGAAAUGUCCUCUUACUCCUCAUGAAGUGGGUCUGAUGCUGCGAGCACUUGGUUUUACAAAUGACACAUAUCUCUAUGUUGCAUCAGGAGAAAUAUAUGGUGGGGAUGGGACCAUGCAGCCUCUCAAAGAUCUUUUCCCCAACAUUUAUACAAAGGAGAUGCUUGCUCAAGAAGAAGAGCUGAAACCUUUUCAUCCAUUCUCUUCCCGCCUUGCUGCUAUUGACUACAUUGUUUGUGAUGAAAGUAAUGUAUUUGUUACUAACAAUAAUGGUAACAUGGCCAAAAUCCUUGCCGGUCGAAGGAGGUAUAUGGGUCACAAAAGAACCAUCAGACCAAAUGCAAAGAAGCUUAGUGCGCUGUUCAUGUCAAGGCAUGAGAUGGACUGGGAUACAUUUGCAAGUAAGGUUAAAGCAUGCCAAAGAGGAUUCAUGGGAGAGCCAGAUGAGAUGAGACCUGGAAGAGGAGAGUUUCAUGAAUAUCCAAGCACAUGUGUGUGUGAGAAACCAUUCAUGGAUGAUAUCAGCCAAGACGGACUCCGGCCCCCUAAACUCGCAGCCAACAAUGUGACAAUGAAUGGAGGAGGAAAUGAAGAAAGUGUUGUACUACAAAAGCGAAGUGGGAGAAGGGCUAGCACGUGAUAAAGAUGAGUAAAUUUGAACCAGCGUAGCAUCAUUAAUUUGGAGGAAGAAGAUAAGUAUGACAGUUAAUGGCAGCAAAUGCUCUACGGCAGCGCCUCCAUUUUAAUUUCUGAUUUUGCAACUAUCAUGUUAGUGCUAAUUUAAUUAGUCACGGCCAUGAUGAAAAUCCACUUUAUUCACAUGGGAAUGAUUCAAUUCAGAUUCAUGUAUAGGGCAAAACGUAAGAGACAUCAACGCAUUACAAAUGUUAUUAAUAGAUAUGUUUGAAUUAGAAUCAGUAUGAGCUCAUACAUUUAUAGGUGAUUUUAUUUUGCGACGAAA